AUGAUCUUAUCAACUGUUCUUACGACACUGGUGUCGCUAGCGACAUGGACAAAACCUGUUGCGGCCAGCCUGAGAAUCACAGCUGAUCAUCAUUCCUUUGGCGGUGUCAACUAUCCCCAACUACAGUUCUUCACGCCUCAGAGCAGAGACGAUACUAUCAGAGAGAUUGUCAAAAGCGGUGCAAGAGUAAUACGACUAUUCAUCCGUCCCGAUGAGCUCCAUCCAGAUCCUGAGUCCGAGUUGGGCGCGUUCGACAAGUCCUUGCUCGAUCAAUUCGACGACACGCUCGCCGCCAUCCACCAUCUAUCCAAAGGCCAAGUGAAAGUUAUCAUUGCACCACACGAUGCCCAUGCACUUAGAGGAUCAAACGGCGUACCCUGUGAUGCGUACUGCAAAAAGCUCGAUGGUUACUUUCUAGACUUUUACAGCCGUGACGAAUUUAGGGAACUCUACAAAACACGUCUAGAGGUCUUCUUCAAACACUACCCAUCCAAGAACUUUGACGGGCGCUCAUGGAGCGAGCUCUCCGAAGUCAUUCUCGGCGUCAAUAUCCAAAACCAGCCUUUUAGCGACAUCUUCCCCAUUCCCGCGGGUGAAUCCUGGAUCUGCGACAUGGCCUCACAUCUCAAGUUCACCCUGGGGCUCGACAAGGCCGACAUUGCCGUCAUCAGCGGCGGCGUCUCUGGACCGCAGAAAAUCGACGAGUUCCAGAAUUACCCAGACAGCGUGUUCGACUGCAAGGCAAUUGAUGUGAUAGGCAUCCAUGGCUAUUUUGCAAAGGAAAGCGACAAGACGGCCGGCACGCAGUGGGCCAACAUGUUCCUACCUGGCAAUACGCUCACGAGCCGGGCCAAAGGUAAAAAGGGCAAGGGCAAGUUGCUGCUUGUAGAGGAAUGGUCGUAUGUGCAUAAUGAAAAUCUGGGGUUGUUUUACAAGCAAGAAGCUCUUUUUGAUCAGGGAAAUGCACUGAAUUACAGAGGUAUUCCAUGGCUCUACUCCCACCUCAGCAUGCUCAACGAAGGCAAAUCCUCACGCAUCAACCCUCUCCACCCUGAAUACACUUCAUGGCGCGCCCUCAAAGAAGUACUUCAACACGCCCUCACCACACGCUCCAACUUCGACUGGUCGACCUAUCUCCCGCGCCCCGUCCGCAUCCUGCCUCUCACGGCAGACGAAACCACGGCCCAGCAGCUCAAGCAAAUGAUCACAGGCGACAACACCCAAGAAUGGAAGAUCCAGCCCCUCGGCCUCUCAAAUUUGACUUCGAUCCGCCUGAAUCCCUACGUCCUGCAGCAGAGCACCUGCACCUUUGGCUGCGCGGGCCACCUCUGCGCGGCGCCCGACGACUGCGCGCCGGACCUGCGCUGCAAAAAUAGCGUGUGCACGCGCCCCGACGCCGCGCAGCCCGGCAAAAUGGGCGAUGCCUGUAACUCCAAGAAAGCCUGUCUCGAGCAUCUCCGCUGCGUCAAGGGCGAAUGUGCCGCCUGCACACCCAGAACCAGCAUGCCUGACGCCACAGCAGCAGCGAGGAAAACGAGGAAACGCUCACUUGAAAACGACCCGGCACCCCUGCCUCAACAGCACCAUGACGCUACAACGAGUGUACGUCCAAACGAUGCAAAUGCAUCCUGCUACACGGAUUCCCUCGCGCACAUCUUCGCCGCCGCCGCCGCCGCCUCCGCCACGGGCGCGCCAGCCCCCGUGUGCCUAAGCCCAGGCCACCACGCGUCGCCGUGCGAGUCCGCCGCACAGUGCUCUGCAAACGAGUACUGUGACUGGGGAUCGUGUGUGCGGUGCAAAGCCAGCGACGCCUGUCUGGGCGAUACCUGUCGCAGCAACAACAAGUGCAAGACGGGGUACUGCAACGACCAUGGCCGCUGCGACUACGUCGCCAACAGGUUCAAGAAGUCGUUUGGACCCGGCGGCGCCAAAAUGGGCAAAGGAAACCGUCAAGCGGGCAUUCCGAGUGGACAUGAAAGGGGCCCGGCUAAAGUGCGUCAUGAGGCCAUGCGCAUUGUGAUUCCAGAGGAGAGAGAGAGAGAGAGAGAAAUCCACUGGAUUAUGCAAACACACCAGUGGUACGAUUCACACAUCAGAUGA
Messenger RNA from Exserohilum turcica Et28A, 2100 nucleotides. Its product is annotated as glycoside hydrolase family 5 protein. The coding region runs from base 1 to 2100 and encodes 699 amino acids. Lineage: Eukaryota; Fungi; Ascomycota; Dothideomycetes; Pleosporales; Pleosporaceae. The transcript is spliced from 7 exons. The record is from RefSeq and is a predicted model, not a curated record.